ACUCUGCCAGCCAGGCCUAUCUACGAAUCACCCAACAGCUAAUAAACCAUCGACUGGUUCCCUGGUCAUUUAAAGUCUGUGUCAUUAUACCCAUGCUCCUAUUGCGCGAGAGGUGUCAUGAUACAUCUAGCCCGUCUUCUUUCAACCAGGUCUUGCUGGACCUAAUACGCCGACUAGGAAGCACUCUGUCCAGUCAUGACAUAGGCCUUCAGAAUAGAGUUGAGUCUAGAGCAUUGUCUAGAAGAAAGCUUCAGCUACCUCCUUUCUCCGCACCCCGCCAAUUCCCCUCAUCUAUGUUCUCCAUAGGAUCUAUCCGGCCGAAAUGUGGGGAGACGUGCAUACUCCAAACACUAUGCACGUCAAGCGCACUAAAAUGUUCGGACGGCAGUAAGCACAUAUCGAAGCAACAACAUAGGUUAGGAGAACUUUGCCUGACUCUCUUUCAUUCUCUCUUUCCUCUGCUCUGGUUGUUUAGAAACACAACACCUAGCCCCACAUGUAUACCCUCGUGCUUCUUUCCGUCUUCCUCACCAUCUUCAUUGUCUAUAGGCGUUACCAGAACCGCCCACCUCCCGGAACCAAGCAUGCUCCUGGACCCUCCGGCCUGCCUAUUCUUGGAAACGCACACCAACUUAGUCGCCAGGCACACCAGCAAAUCACAGCAUGGGCCCGCGAAUAUGGCGAAGUCUACAAGAUCCGAUUGGGAUGGAACGACUGGUACAUGAUCUGCUCGCCCGAAGCAUGCAAAGAAAUACUUGACAAGCAAUCUAUACAUACAAGCUCGCGAACGCCGAUGCCGGCUGCCGGUGAUGCGCUGAGUGGUGGCAUGCGCUUCCUGUUCAUGCCUUAUGGGCUGGAAUGGAGGAAGCUAAGGGGCAUUAGCCACAAAUUGUUGACGCCGGCCGUGAGUGCGACGUUCAAGCCGAGUCAGGAGUUUGAGGCGAAAAUGCUACUUGAGGAGGUAUUGAAGGGAGCGGAUGAGGAGAGGGGGAAUGGGGUGGGUUAUACGGCGAUUAGGAGGUAUACGGUUAGUGUGAUCAUGACGAGUACGUAUGGGAGGAGAAUUCCUGACUGGGACUGCAACGAAGUCCAUGGAAUCUACAGCCUCAUGAACGACUUCUCCAUCGUCGCGAGACCAGGAAAUUAUCUCGCGGACACUUUACCUUUUCUCGGUAACCUUCCACCGCGGCUGCAAUGGUGGCGCAAAGAUCUUCAGCCGCUGUUUGAAAAGCAAGCCAACCUUUGGAUGUCCUUCUUCACUUCACUUAAAACGCAAAUGGAAACGAAGCAGGCGCCCGAAUGUUUCGUAAAGCAGUUCAUCGAGAGUGACUACGAAAAGCAAGGCAUCAGCGAGCUUCAAGCUGCGUUCCUCGCUGGAAGUAUGAUCGAAGCAGGGAGCGAAACAACCUCUGCAUCGCUCAACACAGUAGUUCUAUACCUCGGCGCAAACCCAGACGUUCAAAGAAAAGCACAGGAGGAAAUCGACAGAGUUGUAGGCUCGUCUAGGUCACCAAGUUUUGAUGACGAGGCAGACCUACUAUACAUACGCGCCAUCGUGAAGGAAAUCCUGCGCAUACGCCCCGUAACCAACAUCGGCACACCGCAUUACACUACCGCACCCAUAACAUACAAAGGCAUCUAUAUCCCCGCUAAUUCAGUAGUGGCUCUGCAACAAUACCCCAUCCACUAUGAUGCCUCUCUCUUCCCGGAGCCCAACCGCUUCAAUCCAGACCGGUACCUCGCCCACCCACACGGCAGCGGCCACUACGCGGCGGGCCCGGCCUCAGCGCGCGACCACUGGUCUUUCGGCGCGGGACGAAGGAUUUGCUCUGGGGUGCAUCUUGCGGAGAAUAGCAUGUUCAUUGUGCUUGCCAAGGUGCUGUGGGCAUUUGAUAUUUUGCCGCCGAUUGGGCAGGAUGGGCAGGAGGAAGUGGUGGAUACGAGCGACGACGCUUUCGAUCCUGCGGGGAGCACCACCAUGCCAAAGCCAUAUAGAGUGAGAUGGAAGGUAAGGAGUGAAAAGAUUAGGGAGACAAUACUCAAGGAGGCACAGGAAGCGAAGCGGAAUGGGUAUGUACUGAGAGGAGUGAAAGUUGGGGAGGAGGGCGUUGGGGUAGAAGUGUGAGUAAGAGAAGGUGAAAAUUCCAUGCAUCUAUUUCCAUGUCGUUGUCUCAUUUGUUUUUGUCUCGCGCUUUCCACGCUAGUUGCGUUUGCCCUGGCAAUAUGGGGUGCUCAAUGUUUCUCUACAUACGCGUAACAAACAAAGCAACUUCCCUC
This is a messenger RNA of Cucurbitaria berberidis CBS 394.84, 2277 nucleotides long. RefSeq names its product cytochrome P450 76C3. Bases 497 to 2125 code for a protein of 542 amino acids. The transcript has 2 exons. The record is from RefSeq and is a predicted model, not a curated record. NCBI's taxonomy places the organism in Eukaryota, Fungi, Ascomycota, Dothideomycetes, Pleosporales, Cucurbitariaceae. Gene Ontology annotation, molecular function: heme binding; monooxygenase activity; oxidoreductase activity, acting on paired donors, with incorporation or reduction of molecular oxygen.